AUGGUCGGUGGCACACGCAAUCGCACUCUGAGUGCUGGCCCUGGCCCUGGCCCUGGCCCUGGCCCUGGCACCAGCAAUGGCGGUCGCAACCGCGAUAGCUCUCAACGUGAGCGGGAUGACGUCUCACGUCUGAGUGAGGGCCUCGAGCCUAUGCACAUCGACGAGCAGAUCCCCCGUGAGCUUGACGCCUUGGGUGCUCACGUCAAAGAUAUCAUCACGACUAUUAACAGGCUUGAGGGCCUCGGCCUACAGCGCCUGAAGAUACCGCUGCCGAAGAUCAUCGUCCUUGGGGAACAGUCGACUGGCAAGUCCUCAGUCAUUGAGGCUAUCUCUGAGAUUAAGACGCCGCGAUCGACUGGUACCUGCACGCGAUGUCCAUUGUUCAUCAAGCUUGAGUCACCGGCCGAUCCAGCUGCGACGUGGAACGCAAGUGUCACGCUCCGCCGUACCUUCAUCUACGAUGGGAAGAGGGGCCGAGAUCGACGCUUUCCUGGCUGGAUUCAGCUUCAAGAACCUACCAUUGUAGAGUUCAUGACAUGCAACAGCCCAGAUGAACUCGAACGUGUUAUCGGCCAGUCUGAGAUGCCUGAUGAUGUUACUUUUGUCAAGAAUCUCGUCAGCGAAUACGUUAAGGAUCCGGAAGCUCUCAUCCUCGUUACCUGCUCUAUGGAAAAUGACAUCGCGAAUUCCACAGCGGGUGGCAUUGCAAGAGCUCUGAAGGCUACCGAUCGAUGCGUUGGUGUGCUCACAAAGCCCGACCGUCUCCUGGAGACCGCCUGUCACGAAAUUCUCCACAAUGUCUAUGAGAAGAAGCACCUGCCACUGGGUCAUGGAUACUUCGUCGUUCGAAACCUUGGACAAGAGCAGCUUGACAGGCACCUGACCCAUGAAGCUGCGCGAGCUCAGGAGAAGCAGUUCUUCGACACUGCGAAGCCCUUCGCAGCGUUUCGGCAACAUGACUCUCGCUUUGGUACAUGGAAUCUUCAGAGCUUCCUGUCCGACAAGCUAGCUGAGCAGAUCACGAAGAAACUACCUAUCAUUGAGGAGGAGAUCCACACUCGUCGACACGAAGUUGAGGAAGAGCUGAAGCAGUAUCCCGCACCGGUUACUCAGAAUGCGCCCAGAGUCAUCUUCGACAUACUUACAGAGUUUGCGCAGAGCGUGCGCCUCGAAUUAGAAGGCGACUUCAAGCAUCGGGUGUGGCGCAACAACUGGAAAGCACUUCAGAGGUCCCUGUUCAGCUCGAUCUUGAGCCUUAAGCCUACAUUGGCGACUGGCGGAACUCGCGAUAAGGGAAUCUACCGCAGUUCACUUAGUGGUGGGGCAUCGGCCAACGACUCUAUUGUCCUGGAGUCUGAUGAUGAGAGUGAUGAUGAAGGCAGCGGAACCGGAGACAUACGGAUGUCUGGUACGCCAGAGACUCCUACAAAAAAACGCAAGCUGGACUCUACUCCUGGUCCCUCCCCUCUCAAAAACUCGAUCCCUGCCAAAUCCACUUCAGUGGCUGCAGUUGUCCCAUUCCCGGAUUUUACCAAGAAGAGAACCAAGUUCCAGCUCGAUGGGAUCUCGCAACAUCUGGAGGAGACUUCAAACGCGAGCAUACCAGGUCAUUACGACCACAAGAUCACCGAUGCGAUGAGUAUGGAAACUUUAGAGCACUGGUCACUGCCUUUGACUGAAUUCUUCAACUCCCUAGAGAAGGAUCUGAAGUCGCGCAUCCGGGCACUGUUCCACGAGUCCUUCCGCACGUGGGAGAGUGUAGCCUUGUACGAGGCGGCCUGGAAAAUAGUUGUUCAAAUGUUGGACCUGAACCUCCAACAACAGCGUACGACAAUGGCCACUGAGAGUCUAGAAGACGAGACGAACAGUGUGUAUGUCUUCCAGAAAGGGAUCUUUGCUACAGAAAAGGUUGCCCAGUUAGAACUCUAUCGCCAGGCUCGCUUCAAGGCGCGUUUAGCACGAUACAGGCAUGAGCGCCAACACCGCACCGGCAAGGACAUCACGCCUGCGGAAGACGCCAAAAUUCUUAAGAAUGCAAAGCUCAUAGAGCUGCUAAACGAGGAGCCGUACAGCGUUGAGCUAGGUGUUGCAGCCACUAUCACCACCUACUUCAUGACGGCUGCCCGUCGCUUCCACGACUCUGUCUGCAUGCGCAUUGAGAGCAAAUUCUUCAAGCAACUUCAGACACAACUGCGCGACGAGCUGGAGAAUGGUCUAGGUAUCUACGACGAAGAUAAUGGCAACCGCAAUGCAAUUCGCCUCCUCACCGAAGAUCCUGAGCGCGAGGCCUUACGCCAGGAGCUUCUCGCAAAACUCAACGCCCUCAGUCAAGGCCAACAAAUUCUUCAAGACCUGAAGGACAAGUACGGCGAUCCCUCCUCACAGGCUUCAGGCAACACUAUGCACGAGGGCAGCAACAGCUCCUUCGGCAUAUCUACUCCUCUUUCCACUACCCCUCUUUCUGAGGAGAUGGAUGAGAUGUAG
Messenger RNA from Parastagonospora nodorum SN15, 2484 nucleotides. RefSeq lists its product as hypothetical. Gene Ontology annotation, cellular component: microtubule; membrane; cytoplasm. Gene Ontology annotation, molecular function: GTPase activity; microtubule binding; GTP binding. The record is from RefSeq and is a predicted model, not a curated record. NCBI's taxonomy places the organism in Eukaryota, Fungi, Ascomycota, Dothideomycetes, Pleosporales, Phaeosphaeriaceae. Bases 1 to 2484 code for a protein of 827 amino acids. The transcript has 5 exons.